AUGGCAGAGACAGGCCCUGCCCAGAGCGACAAACCGCGGCAAGCUGUACCGCAGCCGGUCGGUAUGCUUGCCUACAGGAGGCAGGCGGACUUGGACAUCGCAGAGGCUCUGGACGACCCAGAAACUAAGCGGAACACAGAGCUCAACUCUCUGAUAUACCAGCUGUCACAGGGCCAGGUCGACGAGCUCGACGCGCUGUCUGCGCGAACACACACACCAGAACGCCUGCUACGGUCGCCGUCGCUGUCGCGGCAGAACUCCACUGACAGCUCGCUGCCAACGACGAAUCUGUCUAUCGACGAGAUCUCCGAUCUGCAGCCAAAAAGACCACCGUUGAAAGGCAGCGGGUCGUUCCACCGCGGGAUCUCGUUCGAAAACAUGGGCAACAGCCAGCUGGACUAUGAGAAAAUGCAGUUUAUUCUCACCACGAAGCACAGAGACUUCCAUUUCGACAGAGUCUCGCGGACGUUUAUGUGUGGCUACGACGACAACGAGUGCUCGCUGCUCGCUUUGAAAUGGACGAUCGACGAGAUGGUCAGCGACGGCGACACGCUCGUGUGCCUACGGGUGCUCUCGAAAGAAGACGCGGCGGGCGAUUACCAGCGAGACUAUAAAAAGGAGGGAGAAAAGGUCUUGGAAGAGAUCGCGAGACUCAACUUCAAGGAUAAGAAGAUAAAAAUUGUGCUCGAGCUCAAGGUCGGAAAAGUGCCCGAGAUGAUCACAAAGGCCAUCACCGAGUACGACCCGGUGAUCCUGAUCGUGGGCACGCACGGAACACAGAAAACAGGGUUCCGCGCAAUCAUCGGCUCCAAGUCGAUGUCCAAAUACUGCUUGCAGUAUGCCCAGGUACCUGUCGUGGUGGUCGGUCCGCUGUGCCAUAUGCAGAAACCCAAGCUGGAUCUGAGUUCUGAAACGGUGUACGCCGACGCGCUUCGCAACUUCCAGCACGGCAUCGAGCUCGCGGAAACCGAGAUAAGAAAACCACGGUUCCAACGAAGCCUCAGAUCCGAGUCUGUGCUGUCGCCAGUGCGAUCGAAAUCGAGCUUCUCGCCCGCACGAUCCAACAGCCCGAACUUCUCCCCCUCCAGAGCGCUAAGCCCAUUUCGGCUAUUUCGAAGAAAUAGGGAAUAA
Messenger RNA from Ogataea angusta, 1131 nucleotides. RefSeq lists its product as uncharacterized. The record is from RefSeq and is a predicted model, not a curated record. The coding region runs from base 1 to 1131 and encodes 376 amino acids. Lineage: Eukaryota; Fungi; Ascomycota; Pichiomycetes; Pichiales; Pichiaceae. The transcript has a single exon.